This is a messenger RNA of Phodopus roborovskii (desert hamster), 2652 nucleotides long. It is a transcript of the gene Znf503, whose product is annotated as zinc finger protein 503. NCBI's taxonomy places the organism in Eukaryota, Metazoa, Chordata, Mammalia, Rodentia, Cricetidae. The record is from RefSeq and is a predicted model, not a curated record. Bases 669 to 2603 code for a protein of 644 amino acids. Gene Ontology annotation, cellular component: nucleus. Gene Ontology annotation, biological process: negative regulation of DNA-templated transcription. The transcript is spliced from 2 exons.
CUUCCUCCAAAGAUUUCAGUUUGUUUUCCUGCUGGGAAAACCAAGAACGACGCGGAGGAAAAAGAUGGAAGGCGGUAGACAGCAAACGUAGAAUAAAUGUCCAUCUCGUCCGGGUAGCGAAAUAGAGGGAGGGGACAAACCCAGGGGCGGCAAAGAGGGAGCUACCCAUUAAAACCAGCUCUGAGAGUCCUGGCGGCGGCGGCGGCGGCGCGGGACGCGUCACAUCCCCUUGACCCUCCAAUCACCUCAGGCUCCCAUUUGAUUGGAAGGCGGCAAAGGCUUUAAUCUCCCCCUUGGUGCAGCUGCUUUUGAAGUGAGUUUCCUCGCCAGAGCCCGGGCUGGACAAGCAGCGGCUCACAUCGCUGAGCGCAGCGCCGGCUCUGGGCCGGGAGAGCGUAACGCAGGGCGCAGCCCAAGGCAGACAACGUGCACCGCGGGGCACCCCGCAGUCCACCCGGCUCUUCCAGCCUCGUCACGGCUCCUCUGCGGACCACCCAGGAUUAUUCGCUUCUGGCUCCAGGCUCCAAGAAGGCGUGCGAGGCACCCGCGUCCGCCGAGCCAGCUCCUCCUCUAGCUGCUCCCGCUCCCCGAGCGAGCGCGCAACCCCGAGCCCGCCCCGUGCGUCCCGGAGCCCUCCCCCCCGCUGCUCCCAUGCGCGCGGGUGGGUCAUGAGCACAGCGCCCUCGCUUUCUGCCCUAAGAAGCAGUAAGCACAUCGGCGGCGGCGGCAGUAGUGGCAGUGCGGACCCUGCCUGGACCAGCGCGCUCUCUGGAAAUUGCUCCAGCCACGGCCCAGGCUCGUCCCUGGCCGGCAGCACCAAGCCUUUUGUGCACACCGUGCCCCCUUCUGAUCCCCUGCGCCAGGCUAACCGCCUGCCCAUCAAGGUGCUGAAGAUGCUGACGGCACGGACUGGUCACAUUUUGCACCCAGAGUAUUUGCAGCCCCUGCCUUCCACGCCCGUCAGCCCCAUCGAGCUGGAUGCCAAGAAGAGCCCACUGGCAUUGCUGGCGCAAACAUGUUCGCAGAUAGGGAAGCCUGACCCUUCGCCCUCUUCCAAACUCUCCUCUGUCGCCUCCAACGGGGGCGGCGCGGGUGGCGCAGGCAGCGGAGCCGGGGGCGACAAGGACGCCAAGUCGGGCCCCCUGAAACUGAGCGACAUCGGCGUAGAAGACAAGUCGAGUUUCAAGCCUUACUCCAAGCCUGGUUCAGAUAAGAAGGAGCCGGGAGGCGGCGGUGGAGGCGGCGGGGGUGGCGGCGGCGGCGGGGGUGUUUCUGCGGAGAAGUCAGGAUUCCGGGUACCGAGCGCCACCUGCCAGCCAUUUACGCCCAGAACAGGCAGUCCCAGCUCCAGCGCCUCGGCCUGUUCGCCGGGAGGCAUGCUGCCCUCCGCCGGGGGCGGCCCGGAGGGCAAGGACGACAAGAAAGAUCCGGAAGCUGGCGGCGGUGGCAGCAGCAAGGGCGUCGGGGGCUCCUCGGCGGACGGGGUACCUACGGGGCUGACACACGGGAGGAUUAGCUGCGGCGGUGGAAUUAACGUGGAUGUGAACCAGCACACGGACGGGGGUCCAGGGGGCAAGGCUCUAGGUUCGGACUGCGGCAGCUCUUCCGGCUCUAGCUCCGGUUCAGGCCCCAGCGUGCCCACCUCGUCGUCGGUGUUAGGCUCUGGGCUGGUGGCUCCCGUGUCUCCCUACAAACCCGGCCAGACAGUGUUCCCUCUACCCCCCGCGGGCAUGACCUACCCAGGCAGCCUGGCUGGGGCCUAUGCUGGCUACCCGCCCCAGUUCUUGCCACAUGGCGUGGCUCUCGACCCCACCAAGCCUGGCAGCCUAGUAGGGGCUCAGCUGGCGGCGGCCGCGGCCGGCUCUCUUGGCUGCAGUAAGCCAGCCGGUUCGAGUCCCCUGGCCGGGGCGUCGCCGCCGUCUGUGAUGACAGCCAGUUUGUGCCGGGACCCAUACUGCCUCAGCUACCACUGCGCCAGUCACCUGGCCGGAGCUGCAGCUGCCAGCGCCUCGUGCGCUCACGAUCCGGCAGCUGCAGCCGCAGCGCUCAAAUCGGGAUACCCACUGGUGUACCCCACACACCCACUGCACGGUGUGCACUCCUCGCUGACCGCUGCCGCCGCUGCGGGCGCCACACCACCCUCCCUUGCUGGCCACCCCCUCUACCCCUAUGGUUUCAUGCUCCCUAAUGAUCCGCUCCCCCACAUCUGCAACUGGGUGUCAGCUAAUGGGCCAUGCGACAAGCGCUUCGCCACGUCGGAAGAGCUGCUGAGCCACUUGCGGACCCAUACGGCCUUUCCUGGGACAGACAAACUGCUAUCGGGCUACCCCAGUUCUUCGUCUCUCGCCAGCGCCGCCGCAGCAGCCAUGGCUUGUCACAUGCACAUCCCCACAUCGGGCGCACCAGGCAGUCCUGGGACCCUGGCGCUGCGCAGCCCCCACCAUGCACUGGGACUCAGCAGCCGUUACCACCCAUAUUCCAAGAGCCCACUCCCCACGCCCGGUGCCCCCGUGCCGGUGCCCGCUGCCACCGGACCCUACUACUCCCCCUACGCCCUCUACGGACAGAGACUGACCACUGCCUCGGCGUUGGGUUAUCAGUGAGGGUAGCCGCGAGGAAUUCGGAGGGAGAGAAAAGAGCUGGGGGGGGGGG